Messenger RNA from Lingula anatina, 1958 nucleotides. RefSeq names its product protein mono-ADP-ribosyltransferase PARP3-like. Gene Ontology annotation, cellular component: nucleolus; site of double-strand break. The record is from RefSeq and is a predicted model, not a curated record. Lineage: Eukaryota; Metazoa; Brachiopoda; Lingulata; Lingulida; Lingulidae. Gene Ontology annotation, molecular function: NAD+ poly-ADP-ribosyltransferase activity. Gene Ontology annotation, biological process: double-strand break repair; protein poly-ADP-ribosylation.
GCCGCCACCCCUCCCCCUGUGGCAUUGGAUAGCAGGGGUGUCUUGUCUUGGAUACAACUACUGCGACACCUAUAUGUUAUUUACACAACCCGGAAGCGGCCAAUGAUUGGUUAGUGAUGGGCAAGCACAAACAAGACUUCGCUUGUCAAUAAAUCGUUGUGUGCGAUUUAAAAGGCCGCGGCGUCUGUUCUUGCCAUUGACAACUCAAAUCGUCAGUGCCAGUGGCCUGCAAGCUCCAUCAGACCGGCUCCACCACCAUUAUUUACUGUACACUACAAUACAAUGCCACCAAAGAGGAAAGCUCCUGCUGGAGGAAAGGCAGGGGGAAAGAAAGCCAAGAAGGCGGACUCUGCCGCUGCUGAUUCUGACUUGCAGACUGCCAUUAAAGCAUUAAAGUCCACAGGCUCUGGGAAGAGGAAGAAUAUUAAGGUGGACAAGUUGUGUCCGAUAGCUGGUAAUGUGGACGUGUGGGAGGAGUAUGACUGCAUGCUGAACCAGACCAACAUAGGGCACAAUAACAACAAGUACUAUGUCAUUCAAGUUCUGAAGACCAAAGUUGGCAAUAAUUUCUAUGCGUGGAAUAGGUGGGGUAGGGUGGGAGAGUCAGGCCAGGACAUGUUAAAGGGACCAUUAGACGAGAAAAGUGCAGUGGCUGAUUUCUGCAAGAAGUUCCGUGACAAGACCAAGAACGCCUGGGAAAACCGUGCCAGUUUUACACCUCAUCCUGGGAAAUAUACCCUCUUAGAGAUGGAUGAUGACGAGAGUGAUGAUGAGGCAAUGGAAGAGACCAAAAAGAAACUUGCUGCAUUAGAUGAGGCUGACAUGGGUGCUGCCCCCUCCCCCAUCUUACCAUGUAAGCUGGAUAAACCCACACAGGACUUGAUGAAACUCAUCUUUGACACAGACAUGUUCAACCAUGCCAUGAAGGAGAUGGAGUUAGAUGUUAAAAAAAUGCCACUGGGCAAACUGAGCAAGUCUCAAAUAGCAAAAGGUUUUUAAGUACUGGAUGAGAUAGAGAAAGCAGUCCAGGCUGGUAAGAAGAACAAACUGCCAGAGCUCUCCUCCAAGUUCUUCACUCUCAUUCCUCACGACUUUGGCCGCCAGAGGCCGCCAGUGAUCAGCACCCAAGAACUGGUUAGGAAGAAGAUGGAUAUGCUGCUGGUGUUGGCUGACAUAGAGCUGGCUCAAAGCAUGCAGAAAGAAAAAGAGAAAGAAAAGAAACCUGGCAAGAAGGCAUUGAAUGAGGCCAAGCCCCACCCACUGGAUGUCAACUAUGGACUGCUGAACUGUGACCUGGAGCUACUGGAUAAAAAGUCCAAGGAAUAUAAGUUGAUAGAGGAGUAUGCUAUGGCCACAAAACACUGGCGUAAAGUCACAUUGCAGGAGGUUUGGAAAGUGAACAGACACGGAGAGGAUACCAGAUUUACCGAGCACAAAAAUUUAGACAACCGCAAAUUGCUUUGGCACGGGACUAAUGUGGCUGUAGUGGCGGCCAUUUUGAAAGGUGGUCUGCGUAUUAUGCCCCACAGUGGGGGCAGAGUGGGGAAAGGGAUAUAUUUUGCCUCUGAGAACUCAAAAUCAGCAGCUUAUGUCAGGUGCAGUGGUAAUGGCACAGGCAUUAUGUUUGUGAACGAGGUGGCACUGGGCAAAGAGCACUUUAUAACCAAAGACAACUGUCAGCUGACAGCGGCACCUAAGGGCUUUGACUGCAUUAUUGCUAAAGGACGCACUGAACCAGACCCUAAAAAAGACAAGACCAUGGAAAUAGAAGGCCGCACUAUCACCAUACCUGUGGGGAAUCCCGUUCCACAGGACAAGUACAAGGACAGUUAUUUUUCCCAGAGUGAAUAUCUAGUCUAUAAGGAGAGCCAGAAUAGGAUAAGAUUUCUUUUGAAGUUGAAAAUGUAUUAGGAAUGCAUUUAGGGUUAUGAGGCUUUUUUUUUUUUUUUUGUUUUCAU